AUGCCGAAGAACAUUUUAGUUGUGUUAUGCAUUGUUGCAAGCUUUAUCUGGGCAUCAGUAGGCACACCAGGAAUUGCUACUUUCUACUCAAGCUAUAUUCCCUCAGCAUGCUACGGGAAUACACCACAAGGCAUUUUGAUCGCUGCUGCAGGUGAUGCCAUAUGGAACAAUGGUGCUGGAUGUGGAAAGUUUUAUAACGUCAAAUGCACUGGAUCUCGAAAUCCAGUUCCACAUCCAUGCACCAACUCGACGGUUAGAGUAAAGAUCGUUGAUCAUUGUCCUGGAUGUCAAUCCACACUUGACCUCUCUCAACCGGCUUUCGCCAAAAUUGCUAACCCGGUGGCAGGAAUUAUCAACAUUGAUUACUGCUAA
This is a messenger RNA of Malus domestica (apple), 372 nucleotides long. RefSeq names its product putative EG45-like domain containing protein 1. NCBI's taxonomy places the organism in Eukaryota, Viridiplantae, Streptophyta, Magnoliopsida, Rosales, Rosaceae. The record is from RefSeq and is a predicted model, not a curated record. Gene Ontology annotation, cellular component: cell wall; apoplast. Gene Ontology annotation, biological process: systemic acquired resistance.